AGCUGAUGAAAGAUUUUUAUAACACAUUUUAAGUUUUUUGAAUUAAAUAGGAAUCAACUUUACAUUUAUUGACUAUUUUGUGAAUUACAACUUGAGAAGCCAAUAAUAUCCAAACCAAUAAUGUUAAGGACAAUUACUUUUCCAAAACGUUUCUUUCUGCUAAAUAUAACAAAUGUUGGUAAGAAUCAAACAUAUUUUAAACAUGGAAACACGAUAAGGUAUUACGCAAAGGAAAUUAAAUUUGGGCCAGAAGUACGCUCUAUGAUGUUGGAAGGAGUCGAGAUUCUUGCCGAUGUCGUUGGCAUGACAAUGGGACCAAAGGGAAGAAAUGUGGUGCUGGAACAAUAUAAAUCAGAGCCGAAAAUAACCAAAGAUGGCGUGACAGUAGCCAAAAGUCUAGAUCUAAAGGAUCGGUUCAAAAAUAUCGGUGUCAGCCUUGUUAAAGAGGUGGCAGACAAUACAAACAAAAAAGCCGGUGAUGGCACUACAACGGCAACUGUGCUUGCGUGUUCCAUUGCAAAAGAAAGCAUGAAUUCAAUAAAGAAAGGAGGAAAUCCAAGUGAAAUUAGAAAAGGAGUUAUGAUGGCUGUUGACACUGUUGUAAAACAUUUGAGAAAUAUUUCCAAAGAAAUAAAUACACCCGAGGAAAUCCGACAAGUUGCAAUAAUAUCAUCAAAUGGAGAUCAAGAAAUAGGUGAACUCAUUUCAACAGCGAUGGAAAAGGUAGGAAAGAAUGGUGUCAUUACUGUUAAAGAAGGAACGACCCUUUAUGAUGAAGUUGAAGUCAUAAAAGGUUUAGAUAUUGAACAUGGUUACUUAUCCCCAUAUUUUGUUAAUACAAAAAAAAGUUCCAAAGUUGAAUUCCAACAUUCUUACAUUCUCUUCUGUGAUUAUAAAUUGUCACAGAUGAGGCAAAUAGUGCCAGCGCUAGAGCUUGCUGUCAAACACAAGAAACCGCUUCUUGUAGUAGCCGAAGAUAUUGAAGGAGAUGCCCUCACGACAUUAGUAAUUAAUAAAUUACGAGCGAACCUUGAGGUUUGUGGUGUUAAAGCACCAAGUUUUGGGGAAGGUCGCACUGAAUCUUUAAAAGAUAUGGCAGCUGCUACAGGUGGGUAUGUUUUUUCUGAGGAUUCUCAUUUGGAUUUGGCAGACGUAAAAUUAGAACACUUUGGCCAAGCAGAUGAAAUUAUUUGUACAAACGAAGAAACAUUAAUUUUAAAAGGACAUGGAAAACAGAAGGAUAUUGACAUGCGAGUGGAAAUUAUCAACUAUCUCAUUGAAAAGGCAAAAAAUAACUUUAUAAGGGACGGCCUCCAAGAAAGAAAAGCACGACUAAUUUCAGGAGUGGCUGUUAUAAAAAUUGGAGGGCAUAGUGAGUUGGACAUAAACGAAAGAAAGGAUAGAGUUACCGAUGCUCUCAACGCCACAAAAGCCGCCGUCGAAGAAGGAAUCGUAGCUGGAGGUGGAACGGCUUUGAUCAGAUGCAUCGAACAGCUACAACAGCUGACGCCAGCCAAUGAUGAAUUGAAGGAGGGGAUAGAAAUUAUCAUGAAAGCUUUGCAAAUGCCUUGUUACACAAUAGCAAAAAACGCCGGAGUGGAGCCUUCAGUUGUAGUUAACAAAGUAUCUGAACUUCAAGGAAAUAUGGGUUACAACGCUGUCACUGGACAAUACGUAGAUAUGAUCAGAGAAGGAAUAAUUGAUCCUACAAAGGUCGUAAGGACAGCAACUACAGACGCAGCAGGGGUUGCUUCUCUUCUAACCGCCGCAGAAGCAGUCAUUGCUUUCUUACCAGAAAAAAAGGUUAAGAAACAAGACGACAGCGAUACAGAGGAGGAAUAGUUCAAAUCAUAAAAAUUACGAAAAAUAUAAUGUAUUUUUGGUCAAAAUUUGAA
Molecule: messenger RNA, 1895 nt
Organism: Cimex lectularius (bed bug)
Lineage: Eukaryota; Metazoa; Arthropoda; Insecta; Hemiptera; Cimicidae
Product: 60 kDa heat shock protein, mitochondrial-like
Exons: 13
Coding region: 121-1842 (573 amino acids)
Biological process (GO): protein import into mitochondrial intermembrane space; mitochondrial unfolded protein response; apoptotic mitochondrial changes
Cellular component (GO): mitochondrial matrix; mitochondrial inner membrane
Molecular function (GO): ATP-dependent protein folding chaperone; protein-folding chaperone binding; ATP binding
Source: RefSeq, a predicted model, not a curated record